Molecule: messenger RNA, 699 nt
Organism: Nomascus leucogenys (northern white-cheeked gibbon)
Lineage: Eukaryota; Metazoa; Chordata; Mammalia; Primates; Hylobatidae
Source: RefSeq, a predicted model, not a curated record
AUGAAAGGAGGGACAGUUCAUCAAACCUGUGCAUUUCACAGUAGAAACUCUGUCCUCACCAGCUUAGUGAUCACAAAUGAUCCUGUCUCUAAUUCCCUGUCUGUGAAACAUUGUUUGGAACCCCAGGAAAGGAAACUGACGUGCCUCCAGAACCCCUUGGAGAACUUGGAAUUAACUUGUGGCUACCUAUUGGAAGAGGACGUGAAGUGUCUCUCUCAGUACCCAACCCUCGGCUACCUAAAUCAUCUGAAUCUCAGCUAUGUGCUGCUGCUCCGCAUCAGUCUUGAACCCCUCGGAGCUCUGCUGGAGAAAGUUUCUGCCACUCUCGAGACCCUCGUGUUGGAGGGCUGUCAGAUCCACUACUCCCAACUCCGUGCCAUCCUGCCUGGCCUGAGCCGCUGCUCCCAGCUCACCACCUUCUACUUUGGCAGAAAUUGCAUGUCUAUGGACCCCCUGAAGGACCUGCUGCGCCACACCAGUGCGCUGAGCAAGUUAAGCCUGGAGACAUAUCCUGCCCCUGAGGAGAGUUUGAAUUCCUUGGUUCAUGUCGAUAGGGAGAUCUUCACCCCACUUCGGGCUGAGCUGAUGUGUACACUGAGGGAAGUCAGGCAGCCCAAGAGGAUCUUCAUUGGCCCCGCCCCCUGCCCUUCCUGUGACUCAUCACCACCUGAGGAACUGGAGCUCCAUCUUUGCUGCUAG